This is a messenger RNA of Acanthosepion pharaonis, 2493 nucleotides long. The record is from the annotation of a GenBank genome assembly. NCBI's taxonomy places the organism in Eukaryota, Metazoa, Mollusca, Cephalopoda, Sepiida, Sepiidae.
AUGCAAACGUCGUUGUUUGUGGUGGAGGAUGGUGCUUCCUUACGCCCCCCUCCUCUUGUUUUGUACAUCUAUCUUCGGUUAAAUCUUGGCUUUUCUGUACACCUGGUCUCCCCCCCUUUUUUCUCUUUCAUUAACUCCCCCAUUUACUUUAUCUCUCACGUCUCGUGGAUUUUUAUUGCCGCAUGGGAACAGCAAAUACCCCCACCUUCUCUUCCAACUUCUCUCUUAGAUUCUCUCACAACCACGAUCAUCGCCCUCCCAUCGAAAUCUAUCUAUCUAUCUAUCUAUCUAUCUAUCUAUCUAUCUAUCUAUCUAUCUAUAAUAAACGUCUAUGCAAAUAUCGAUGAAUGUGCUUUAGACAACGUCGGCUGUAGCCAUAAAUGCGUCAACACGCAUGGAAGUUACGAAUGUAUCUGUCCGAAAGGUUUUAAGACACAAAGCGACAUGAAAACAUGUAAAGAUAUAGAUGAGUGUUCGAUGUCAUCGAUGUGUGAUCAUAUUUGUAUCAACACGCCGGGCAGUUUUCACUGCAAAUGCAGAGACGGAUACCAACGAUAUGGAGUGACACAUUGUGCGGAUAUCAAUGAAUGCAAAAGUAACAUUGGCGGGUGUGAGCACGAAUGCGAAAAUACAGUUGGAAGCUUCAAGUGCAAAUGCCGGGAAGGUUAUCGCCUGCAUCAAAACAAACUCGAUUGCAUCAAGGAUGGAGUUUGUUUGCGUCUACAAGCCCCACCUAAAGUUCAACUUAAGUGCCAGAAAGUCGAUGAAACUGAAAUAUGCAUCUUCCAAUGCAACCCAGGAUCCCGAUUCACCACAGAAACACUUCAUACAGAAUACACGUUCAUCUGCAAUAAAGAAACUAAUUUUGAAUGGUCGUUUAAUAACCAAACAUAUACUAUUCUACCAGGAUGCUCAGAGGCCGUUUCUCCACCGAGUUUCAAACGAAAAGCCUCCUUCCUGAUGACUGGUGAAAGAUGUCGAACAAAGAAACAUGUGAUUGAAAGUUUCAAAGAGAACUUGUCUCAAACUCUACACAAGAAGAAGCGCUACAAAUGUUCUAAGUCCUGUCGCGUGAACAACGUCAGCCUUGAAUGUGGUACCAAACGUAGGCGUUUCUGGCAAGAAACAGGCAAGCAAAAGGCUCUCAUUACAGCCGAGUUUGAGAUUGAAGUCCGCCCCAAAUCACCAACCGACUCGUGUGACAUUGCCUGCAUGAGGAAAAAGACGGAGCGACGAUUAAAGAAAACAAUAAAGCGUCUGCGAAAGUCGAUAAAUAAAGAGAAGUUUUCAGUGAAAUUUGACAACGUCAUUUACGGUGUGAAGAAACGAUCUUUCAAAGCGGGGAAGACUGUAAUGACUUGCACAAAAGGAAGUCUUGUCGUAAAGGAUAUCUGCGUGGCUUGCGCUAUUGGUAAUUACCACGACACUAUUACAAACCAGUGUUUACCUUGCACCAAAGGAAGUUACCAAGAUACGGAAGGACAAGCUGAAUGUAAGAUCUGUCCAAACAUGGCUGAAAGACGCGGAAUCUUGGGAGCAAGAAACACUUCUGACUGCAAAGCUUUGUGCGGCCCCGGUUAUUUUUCCGCGACUGGAAUGGAGCCAUGUCAACCAUGUCCCAUCGGAACAUACCAGAGGGAUAUUGGUCGCAAUAGGUGUAUUCCAUGUGGCAACAAUCUCAAGACAAAGCGUGUAGCAUCCAUCGGAUUCCAGGAUUGCCUUGCGAAAGAAAUAUGCAAACCUGGUCAGUUCUACGAUGUUGAUAAAGAAACUUGUGUUGAAUGUCCAGUCGGAUUUUACCAAACGGAGUCGAGUCAGAAUUUCUGUUCAGCCUGCCCGGGAGACACAACCACAGAUUAUAGUAAUAGUAAAAAUAGCUCAGAUUGUAAAGAUAGAAAAUGUGGAGGAUACAUUGGCCGAUACCGUGGGCAUCUGGAGAGCCCCAAUUAUCCAGGCGACUACCCAAAUAAUAUUGAUUGCACUUGGUUCAUCAAGCCAGCUAAGGGUCGUCGAAUCUUGAUUAUUAUCCCAGAGAUAUUUUUGAGGGCUGAAGAUACGUGCGGCGAUCAGCUGAUGAUGCGUAAAUCAAAAUCUGCAUUUUCUUUACAAACUCAUGUGACAUGUGUGAGCUCAGAAAAACCGCAAGCCUAUGUUGCCAGAUCUCGGAAUUUGUGGAUCACCUUUAAAACUGAUAAGAAAAAUUCAGGUGCUGGAUUUUCUAUACCAUAUGUUACUUAUAAUGAAGAAUACCAAGACUUGAUGGAAGAUAUAGUUACCGAUGGCCAGCUGUAUAAACCUUAUCAACACCAACAAAUUUUCAAGAACCGGGACUUGUUAUCAGCUUUGUUGGAUGUUAUAGCUCAACCCAUCAAGUUUUACAUCCAAAAGUAUCCCGGUUCUUUAGCUAAAUCUGUUUGCUCAUCUGCUACUCCAUUUGUUCAUCCAGUCUCUCUCUCUCGCUCUGUGUUCUUUGACUUGAGGUUGUUGUGCUAA